GUGGCUGCGCCCCUGUCCCCAAGGCCCCGAAGCGAGAAAAUCCAACAAAGGGCAAAGGCUGACAGAUUUGCCAGAUUUCAGAUUGCGGGCGAAAUCUGUGUCUGUCGCUUGCCUCGAAAUUCUGUCCCCGUCAAAAGCGUCGAAUUCCUGCAUUUAUUAGGGGUCAGUCAGUUCCUGAAGAACACGCGUUGCCCGCACCUGCACCUGCACCCCUUUGUUUAAACAAUUCUUCAUUCUUCAUCCAACUCACUUCCAUUCCAUCCUUCGAGUCACUCGUUACCUGCCUUGUUCGUCAUCCGACGGGUUCAUACAUCCACCUCUUUGUACGUUGCACAUACAGUUGAGCCUACAUAUAUUCGAGCUUGACACGAUGGCGACGGGUUGCUAAUGAGCAUACAGAGUUGAACAUUCAGAUCUCCCAUUUUCUCCUUCGAUCACUUCUACCAGACACAAUGGCUCGAAUUAGCAUCCCCCUGGACGCUAUCACCUCCCGCCUCAACCUCUCCGACCGCUUCAACAGCGUACGAUCGCAGCCACUCGCGUCUCGAUUUGCCAACCUCAAACCUAUCUCCGAGUUCUUCGACCUGAAGAGAUUGUCGAAGCCAAAUAACUUUGGGGAAGUUCAGACCAGAGUCAACUACAACCUCAGCUAUUUCUCCAGCAAUUAUGCCGUGGUUUUUGUCAUGCUCGCCAUCUACAGCUUGCUCACCAAUAUGUGGCUUCUCUUCGACAUUAUCUUUGUGACUUGUGGCAUGUGGGGAAUUGGCAAACUGGGAGGUCGUGACCUUGAAAUUGGCACCUUCCGUGCUACUGCGUCUCAACUCUACACUGCACUGGCUUGUGUUGCAGUCCCGGUCGCUUUCAUUUCUUCACCCAUUACCACUUUCUUGUGGCUGAUCGGCGCUACUGGUGUCACCAUUCUCGGCCAUGCCUCCCUCAUGGAUAGACCAAUCGAGAAUGCUUUUUCCGAGGAGGCGGUCUAGGUGGUCGGCCGCGAACUCCAUACGAUAUGCCCCCUUGGGGAAGACCACCAGGGGGACGACCGGCGAGCAAGAAUGAAAGAUACUGGCAGGCGCAGCAACGGUCGUGGAAUUACGAUGCACGUGUGGAGGAGCUUGACACUGAUUAUGACGAUGGCCGAGAAAGAUUCGUUUCGGAUGAGCUUCGUUUUACUGGUAUUGAUUUAGGCGGUGGUGAUU
Molecule: messenger RNA, 1199 nt
Organism: Exophiala viscosa
Lineage: Eukaryota; Fungi; Ascomycota; Eurotiomycetes; Chaetothyriales; Herpotrichiellaceae
Product: prenylated rab acceptor PRA1
Exons: 1
Coding region: 453-983 (176 amino acids)
Cellular component (GO): Golgi apparatus
Source: RefSeq, a predicted model, not a curated record